AUGGAAGGCCAAACACAAAAUGGGACUACCCGUCCAGCAAAGGUUUCAAAAUCCUCUGGACAGACUAAAGCCCAGAAAACGGAUGAUUCAAUCAUGGGUACGAAUAACAGCAGUAUUGUUUCCAAACGCAGUGUGGAGCGUCUUUACUUUCCAAAUGAACCCCAUUUCUUUCGUUAUUUUGUCAAGAAACCCUUGCGACGAUCCCCUCUCAUCAAUCGUGGAUAUUGGCUACGCAUGAAGGCUGUAGAUCAUGUGGCAAAAAAGUUCCUGGAACAGAAUUCUGAGAAGCAAAAGGUUGUCAUCAAUCUAGGAUGUGGAUAUGAUCCUCUUCCUUGGCAAUGUAUGAGUAGAUAUCCUGCAGUUUCUCAGAAUGUGAAGUUUAUCGAUAUCGAUUAUAAAGACUUAAUGAUCAAGAAGCAAACGGUGGUUCGCAAUACACCAGAGCUCAAUUCCAUGCUCACGAACUUGAACAUUCAAGAAGGAGAUAUAUUGCUUAGUAGCGAUCAGUACUUACAACUGGGCUGUGAUUUGCGAGAUCUCAAACGGCUGGAAGAAAUCAUCUCGAGGGUUGUGGAUAUAGAAAAAUGUUCAUUCUUGUUUACAGCAGAGGUUUCAAUCACAUAUAUGCCUACUGAGUCAGCAGAUGCAUUGAUACAAUGGGCAAACAAACUUCCGGAUGCUCGUUUCUGUCUUCUAGAGCAACUACUUCCAGAGGGAACAACUCACCCAUUUGCUCAAACCAUGAUGGCACACUUUAACAAGCUUGGUACGCCUUUAGGUGCCUGCAAAAAAUACCCAACUGUGGCGGCGCAAGACACACGUUUUCGCUCUUUGGGGUGGCCAUCGGUAUUAGCACGCAAUUUAUGGGAACUUUGGGGGGCUGAAGGUUUCCUAGAUUCCAAAGAGAGGAUGUCCUUAGACAGUAUUGAACCUUUCGAUGAGUGGGAAGAGUUCGCUUUGUUCGGCUGUCACUAUAUUCUACUCGUCGCAGAUAAUACUAGUACAGAGAAUCGCUUCACCUGUAAACAAAUUUCAGAUGCCUCCGAAGCUAGCCACAGCAACAGUGCAUACUCUGAAUACCCAAAAGCUCAAGGCCAGCGAAGAUUUGCUGCCCCAAUUUCCAUAAGAAAAGAGGAUAAGGGCGAAGAUGCUAUUGGUAACUUUUCCGGCAUGGGUCUUAAUACCCGAGUAAGUAGUUGUGAUGUUUACUCUACAAACGAGCUUGGUUUAACACCAUUCGAUUAUCAAGGUUCUCAUUCUUGGCCAUCAAGUCGCAUGUGCCACACAAUUACAAAAAUUGGCGAUGAAGGAUCUCUACUAGUUGGUGGCCGAACGUCGCCAGAUAAUGCUAUAGCAGAUUGCUGGUUUUACCAUAAAUGGUUGAACAGUUGGGAAAGAGUGGAUGAUCUUCCUCGGCCGAGAUAUCGACAAUCUGCUGUCCAUCUCGGCAAUGGCUAUGUGAUGGUGACUGGUGGCAAAGGUACCUCAAGAACUCUAAUUGAUGAUGUCAUGAUCUGGAGUCGACGUCAAGGCUGGGUAAAGUGCAAUACAAACCCCCAAAAACGACCAUCUGCUUCAUUUGGUUCUUCUCUUAUUGCCUAUCCUAAAGCAUCUUCCGACCCUUUAGUGUCACGAUCUGGAGUUAUCGCUGGCGGCAUAUCCGAAGAUGGACUGGUUCAAGAAGAGGUUUGGGAAUGGGAUAUAGCGCAAUAUACAGCCGAGCAACCUUCCAUCUCAUUUAUACGCCUUGACAGUCCCAAAACUCGGGACAAUAACGGGGCGACUCUCGCUCGAUUUGGCGCACAAACAUUGAUGCAUCAAGGCAAUAUCAUCGUAGUAGGCGGUAUUGUGAAAGAUAAUCUAUUGCCAUUUUCAAAUGAAAUAUGUAGCAUGGCAACAGCCGACCCUAGACUCCAUUGCUCAAGCUUGUCAAGUAGUCUAGCACCACGAGCUCUUCUCAUUGGUACCUCUGCCGUUUCAAAUGGCGAUAAUAUUGUUAUAAUGGGCGGUUCAGCGGUAUGCUUUUCAUUUGGAACAUUUUGGAAUAAAGGCUGUUAUACGCUGACUACGGGUCUUUCUGGUGCUCCGCAAGCUAGUGACGAAGUACCGUACAUUAUUCCGUGUUCACCAUGGGAAUUUAAGCGUAUCAUUGAUGGUGCUUCUGCUCCUAAGUCUAUGCCUACCAGUCUUCCCAGCUCUGCCUUAGGAACUCAGAGCAUGGUCAAAGUACCACGGGUAAAGCUCCACUCAUCUAUAGAGUUUGAAAAAAUCCUUGAUGCUGGAAAACCUGUCAUCCUUGAAGGACUUGGCCUCGGCGUUUGCACCAAUGAAUGGACCCCUGAGUACCUCAAAGAUAAAGUCGGCGCCGAGAGAGAAGUUAUUGUGCAUGAAGCAUCAUCGGAGCAUAUGAGCUUCAGCUCAAAGAACUUUACAUAUGUAACAAAGAAAUUUGGCGACUUUUUAGAUGAGGUAGAAAGGGGGAGUAAGCUCUACCUCCGUUCACUAUCUGCAGAAAAGGCGUCGGAACUCCCUGCCGAUAUCGUAAAAGAUUAUCCCGCGAUUUCCGCGGACUUUGAGCUACCCUCAGAGUUAGCAUCUGUCAAGGAAAAUGCACACAGCUCACCUUUACGUAUUUCUGGUCCUGUGAACAUGUGGCUACAUUAUGAUGUUAUGGCCAAUGUUCUCUGUCAAAUUAAGGGUUCUAAGCGCCUUCUACUCUUUCCGCCUUCCGAUGUCAAAUAUUUUGAUUUCGCCCCAGGUGCUUCGAGCUCAGAUAUCAAUGUAUUCGAGAGCCUUGGCAGUCCUAUCCUUUCACUUACUCAUCCACAUGAAGUCUUACUUCAACCAGGUGAUGUGCUUUUCUUGCCUUCACUCUGGCUACAUACAGCUUCACCCACGUCUGGCAUGAGCGUCGCUGUCAAUGUUUUCUUUCGGAAUCUCCGCAAUGGGUACGCUGCAGGGAAAGAUGUCUAUGGCAACCGGGAUUUACAAGCAUAUGAGAAAGGCAGACAAGAUAUUGCGAAGGUCGUGAAGUCUUUCGAAAGCCUGCCCACGGAUGUUCGAGGAUUCUAUCUGCAGAGAUUGGUAGAUGAGUUCAGGCAAAAGGCCGCAUAA
This is a messenger RNA of Sclerotinia borealis F-4128, 3114 nucleotides long. The record is from the annotation of a GenBank genome assembly. NCBI's taxonomy places the organism in Eukaryota, Fungi, Ascomycota, Leotiomycetes, Helotiales, Sclerotiniaceae.